AUGCCGGGCCACAUCCCGGACCUCAUGCCGGGCCACAUCCCGGACCUCAUGCCGGGCCUCAUUCCGGACCACAUCCCGGGCCACAUCCCGGACCUCACGGUCCCCCGCACGGACCUCCGAAUCAUCCCCCCCAUGCCUCACCCCAUCCCCCUUCCCAAAACCAACCGCACCCCUCCUCUCACCCAUCCCCGCACCCUCCCCCUCACAUGCUCCACUCCCUCCCCUCCCAGUCAUCCCCACAUCCCCCAAACCACCCCCCCAAUCCGGACCUUAUCCCUCUCAGCAUCCUCAUCCCCCCCAUCCCCAACACGCCCCCCAUCCCCCCCAUCCCCAGGGAAGACAGGGUCCUCACCAUGCCUCCCCCGCCCCCUCCCCCCACCCUCGCAACCAAACAUCACCACCCCCCCAGCACUUCUCACACCCAGACUCGACCCGAGAGGGUUCACUCCCCCCCCACCCCAUGCCUCCCCUCCACGAACCCCCUUUCCCCCACGCGAACCCCCACUUCUCGUCCCUCCCGCCGACCCUCUCCUCCUCCCACCCUCCCUCCCACCCUCCUUCACACGCUCCCCCGCACCACCUCUCACACCCUCCCACCGCUCCCAACCAUCCUGCCAACCCAUGCCACCUACUAAUCGGCAAGUCAUGCACGAUAGGCCGUCGUUUCAGGACCGCCCUCCCCCCUCCUCUCACCCUCAGUUCUUAGGGCAGCAUGAGCAGCACAAUCAGCACAACCUCCCCACAUGCCACCUCCCCCGCACAAUCCAAACUUCAACAACCCUCCUUCUCACUUCCCCAGGGAUUCUGGUCCGGGAAGGCCUGGGUUUCCCGAGCCUCCAGGCCCGGGGAGGCAGAGAUUUUCCGAACCCGCCAAACGGAGCAGCUAAUAACGCGGCGGCGGCGGCUCCGCCUGUCAAGGACGCAACGGCGAGUUCUAGAAGCGGGGGCGGCACAAUCCUUGGAGCCGUGGCGCUCAUUAUAGGAACGUCUGUCGGCGCGGGCGUGCUGGCGCUUCCCGCGGAAACUGCUCCUGCGGGUGUUUUCCCCUCGUCGUUCGUGCUGAUAGCCUGCUGGGCCUUCCUGUGUCUCGAGGCCUUGCUGCUGGCGGAAGUCAACGUCGCUCUCAUUAAGGAUCGAUCCGCGACUCUAGGUCCGGUGGGCGGCACUGUAGCUACAGUAGCAUACGUGUUUUUAUCCUUCACCCUUAUAGUCGCAUAUUUUGCAAAAGGAGGGGAAGUUUUGGCGUUUGGUACUGGUCUCCCCAAUUGGGUGGGUGCAGUGGGGUUCUUUGCGGUGCUGGGUGGUUUAAUUUACAGCGGCAGCACCAGAACAGCGGAUAUAAUAAACCGGGUAUUGACAGCCGGUUUGCUGGGGAUAUUUACCCUGCUGGUCUGCGGAGGGGCAGCAAUCGCGGACUGGGAUGAGCUGGCAGUUGCUGAUUGGUCAGAAAUGCCGACCACUCUUCCCGUGAUCUUCCUCGCAUUGGUCUUCCACGAUUUGAUUCCCGUGAUCUGCACGUAUCUGGACGCGAAUCUGGGGAAGAUUCGGGCGACAAUCGUGAUCGGGAGUGCAGCACCCCUGACGAUGUUUCUAGUCUGGGACGCCAUUGCUCUCUCUAUCUCUCCUUCCUCCCUCACUUCUGCCGCCGCUGCCGCCGCCGCUGCUCCUGCCGGUGCUUUCUCCCUCACCUCCCUCUCCUCCGCCGUCUCCUCUCUCUCCUCCUCCCUCUCCCACCUCGCCUCCUCCCUCCCCUCCUCUUUCUUCACCGCCCUCUCCACUCCCUCACUCACUCCCUCACUCCCUCAUUCGCUCUCCACGUCCUUCCAAGACCCGCUGAACCUCCUCCUGCUGCAAGGCUCGCCUCUCCAAUCCUCUGUCGUUCUCGCCUUCUCUUUCCUUGCCGUAGCAACAUCGUUCCUCGGCACAUCACUAGCCCUGGCGGAAUUCUUUAUGGAGCAACUGGGGUUGAUAACUGUGGGUGACAAGAGGAGAGGAGGCGAGGAGGAGCGACUGGGAUUAGUAACUGCGGGUGUCAGGAGGAGGGAGGAGGAGCAGAUGCGGGAGGAGCUGACAGAUCCCUCUGGUCCCUCUGCGGGUGUCAGGAGGAGGGAGGAGGACCAGAGGGAUCAGGCUCUGGAGCAGCAGGAGGGAGGCGUUACUGUUGGUGAUAUCAUGGAAACCGGGUUAGGGUUCGUGAGAUCGCAUGUGGGGGAGGUGGGGAUCCCUGUGGCCAGUAAGCAAGACCAGGAGCAGCAGGAGGGUGGAACCAACGGUCUGGAUUUCAUGGAAACCGGAUUAGGAUUUGUGAGGUCGCAUGUGAGGGAGGUGGGGUUUCUUUUGGCCCUCUGCCCGCCUCUGCUGGUGGCUUUGGCGAAUCCUGGCGCGUUUGUGGCGGCGAGUAAGGCGGCUGGCGCUUACGGCAUGACUGUGCUGUAUGGGAUCAUGCCUCCAUUGAUGUUCUACGCGCAUCACAAGCAGGAAGCAACAGUGUGUGACCCAGCAACCAAGGAUUGUUCAACACACCACCGCUGGUUGGAGCCGGGAGGCAGCUUUGCCUUAGCCAGCAUGGGGGCCUGCGCUUUCUCCGUCAUCGCCGGGCAAGCGCUGCUUGAUUCUUCGCUUGACACUUCAUUUCUGUCUUCACGAGGGGAAGGAGGGGCGUUUGUACUCGCUCAGAGCGACUCGGAAGCGGUAUCUGCGGACCCUCCCGCGUCGCGGAGUGGCGGCGGCACCAUUCUCGGUGCAGUCACGCUCAUUAUUGGCUCGUCCGUCGGCGCGGGCGUGCUGGCCUUGCCAUCCGAAACCGCUCCUGCGGGCUUCUUUCCUUCGUCAAUGGUCCUCAUCGGCUGUUGGGCCUUUCUCGUCCUUGAAGCGCUGCUGCUGGCCGAAGUCAAUGUCUCGCUGCUCAAGGAGCGAUCCGAUAAAAGCAACACCGCUAACGCGUCCGGUGCCGAGGCUGAGCGAGGCUCGGACGUCCUCUCCUACCGAACCAUGGCCGAGGCUACACUCGGGCCUCUGGGCGGCACGAUAGCAACCGCGGCGUAUUUAUUCUUGUCGUUUACGCUGAUGGUGGCGUAUUUCGCAAAGGGCGGCGAAGUGAUGUCGUUGGGGACGGAUCUGCCACGUUGGGUCGGUGCAUCGGGGUUCGCAACGGUGCUCGGCGGUUUGAUCUACUGCGGAAACACGCGCACCGCUGACCUCGUCAACCGAGCUCUGACCGCCGCCCUGCUCGGAAUCUUCGCGGCUCUGGUUUGCGGAGGCUCCACGCUGGCGGACUGGGACCAGCUGGGCUUCGCUGAUUGGUCCGACAUGUCAUCCACGCUCCCCGUCAUCUUCCUCGCGCUCGUCUUCCACGAUCUCGUCCCCGUCCUCUGCGCGUACCUCGACGCGGAUCUCCGGAAGAUCCGCACCGCGCUCCUCAUCGGCAGCUCCGUGCCGCUCGCCAUGUUCCUAACCUGGGACGCCAUCGUGCUAUCCAUAUCGCCGACCUCCAUCGCCGCCGCCGGCGCCGCCGGAGCCGCUGCCGGCACUAACGCCGGGGAUCUCGCCUCGUCCGUCCUCUCGUCCGUUACCGCCGUCGGAUCGUCGUUCGCGAAUCUCGCGUCGUCGUUCCCCACUUCUCUAGCCACUGCGCUCUCCGCCCCCGCGUUUCCCGCUCUCGCGUUCCCCGCGCAGGACCCUUUCCAGCUGUUCAUGCACCAGGCCACGCCCCUCCAAUCAGCCGCCGUCCUCGCGUUCUCGUUUCUGGCCGUUGCCACGUCAUUCCUCGGUUCCUCCCUCGCGCUCUCCGAGUUUUACAUGGAGCAGAUCGGAAACCUGGUUUUUGGCGGGAAAACCGCGGAGGCCAAAGCGGAGGAUCAGGAGCAGAAGCAGCAGGAGGGUGGUGCAAGAGGGGUUGAUAUUAAGGAGGCUGGAUUAGGGUUUGUAAGGUCGCAUGUGAGGGAGGUGGGGUUCCUUCUGGCCCUCUGCCCGCCUCUCGCGGUUGCUUUAGCCAACCCAGGCGCGUUUGUCGCGGCGAGCAAGGCAGCUGGCGCAUACGGCAUGACCGUGCUGUACGGUAUCUUGCCGCCAUUGAUGUUCUACGUGCAUCAUAAGCAGCAGGCUGAGAAGGAGGCUAAGGCGACAGGUUCGGCAGGAGAUUCGUUCUGGGUGCAGCCAGGUGGCAGCCUCGCGUUGGCCAGCAUGGGCGGGUUAUCGUGUGCUGUGAUUGCUGGCCAGGCGAUGAUCGAUGCAUCUGUGAUUUCACCUGGCUCGCUUGCUUCCCCUCAACCAGCAAUCGUUUUGGCCCAAGGAGAUCGCGAUUCCAUGGCUGAUAUCCCCUCUAGAAGCCAACUCACUAUGGCCACAAUCCGAAGCCCCGUUGCUGCUGGUGCUAUGGAAGCUCCCCUCGUUUAUGCCAGCCAAUCACUCGCUGCCAGCUGCAUGACCGCCCCUCCAACCUCCGAUCUCCAGCACGAUGCGUUCUUGAACCUUCGGGAGUCUGCGUCGUCGAACCCCCUCCUGGCUCCGUUACCCGUUUCGCACACCUCACAGUGUCUGACGUUCACGAUGUCGGACCUGGAGACGUUUGAUUCGACACAGGAGACCCUGAUUGUGGAUAUUUGA
Molecule: messenger RNA, 4605 nt
Organism: Closterium sp. Yama58-4
Lineage: Eukaryota; Viridiplantae; Streptophyta; Zygnematophyceae; Desmidiales; Closteriaceae
Source: the annotation of a GenBank genome assembly